AUGACUAUCCCAUGUAUUGUGGGACCCUACACCAGCGUCAAUACCACGCUGACACUCCUCGAACACCAAUAUCGCAUCAAGUCAGACGCCAAGGGCGCCCAAGACUAUCCCCAAAAAGCGUCAGAUGAACGGUUCCAAACUGACCAGGUGCCGAUCACAUCCAUUGCCGUUAGCCACGGGCAGCAGGACAGUGGUGUCUUCAAUCUUGACUUCAAGGACGAGCGAUACAUACCCUUUGAAGGCGCGGGAGCAGUUAGUAGAUGGAGACUGGAACUUCCAACUACCAUCAAGCAAUUCGACUACAACACUAUUAGUGACAUUGUCUUGCACAUGAAAUACACAGCUAUUCAAGGCGGUGCUGCCUUUCGCAAAGCUGCGGCAGAAUCUGCGGCAGCGUUCCAGAAGACAGCUGCUGGCCUGUCGCUGAAUGAAGGCAUGUUUGCAGUGUUGGAUCUUCCCAACGAGUUUCCUUCUGAGUGGUAUCGGCUAGUCACGGCUGACAAGACCAAACCUUCGACUAUGCCGCUUCUGUCUUUACAAGAUCGUCUUCCAUUCUUCACAAAAGGCAAGAGUACCAAGGCCGGAAGCGUGUCUGUACUUAUCGAGUCGUCGGGUAUCGACCUGGAAGAAGACAUCACCUUGACUGCUGCGAAUCGGCUGAAACUCAAGGCCGGAACUGGCAUUGGGUCCUUCCAAAUCAUUUCAGAAGCCUCUAAUAGUGUAUUACUCCUGGCUCCCUGCAGCAAACUAAAGAACUUUAAUAACAGUGCCACUAACACGAAACUGGAGUUCAAGCGCAUGAUAGAAGAGGACAAGGACGCUAUCACGAGUGUCCACGCGAGGAGGAAGCGGCCUAGGGACAGCAUGUCUGACGCCACUACACAGCACGAUGGUAAAGGCAAGCUCCUCGAUUAUACGAAGCUUAAAAGACACUUAAUCGGCAAAUAG
This is a messenger RNA of Fusarium musae, 948 nucleotides long. RefSeq lists its product as uncharacterized. The transcript has 2 exons. Lineage: Eukaryota; Fungi; Ascomycota; Sordariomycetes; Hypocreales; Nectriaceae. The coding region runs from base 1 to 948 and encodes 315 amino acids. The record is from RefSeq and is a predicted model, not a curated record.